AGAUCCAACAUGGCUGCUCCCUUGUAGAUGUUUUCAGGCUUCCUGCUUGUGCGGAGUAGCUGCAAACCAUGAGGGGAUUGCUGCCACCAUGGAUGCAAAAGAAAUAGUCCACUGUGCUGUGCAGAUAGAGAGAUCCAAUGCAGACAGACGCUAUGGGAACGUCUUGACCCUCCUCGGUGACCUUGAUAAGUCUCACAUCACAGCAGAGCAGCUGGAAACAACAGGCGUAGUUCAAAGUCUCCACAGGCUCCUGAAAAGCUGCUCUGAUGACGGCGUGAAGAGGACAGUGAGGAGCUUGUUGUCGAAGUGGAAGAGACAGUACAGCAAAGACACCCGAGGUGUGAAGAGCACAGAAGAUCCUGACCUCUCUCAGAGGGGGUCUCUAUCAGAUCGGGCCGAGGAUGGAGGAGUCUCCGAGCAGGGGGACUCCCACACUGAUUCAGCGCAGACAUGUGACAGCAAAGUGAAGUGUGCACAACAAGAAGCGUCAUCCUUAGUGGCAAAAGAUGACGCUUCUUUCACAUCUGCAUCCUGUAGUUUCUCCCCUGUAAGACCCAAAUGUGCUCAGCUCCUUCUGGCUGCCCUCUGCCCCGAACUUGCCGAUCAAGACAAGGCCGAAGAGCUGGCUGCAGACAUGGAGCAGCACAUCCACGAGCUCCACAAAUCCAGCCAGGUCAAAUACAAAAGCUGCGUGAGGAGCAAGGUGGCCAACUUGAGGAAUCCUAAAAACCGCCAUCUACGUCAGGGCCUCCUGGGCGGCUCGCUGUCACCUGAGGCCUUCGCCCGGAUGUCUGCAGAGGAGAUGGCCAGCGCAGAGCUCCGGCAGCUCAGGGAGGAGUACUCAUCUCUGGGCGUCAGCGAGAGGCAGCUCCCUCGGGGGAUAGAAGGGACGCAGACGCAGAAGAUCCGCUGCAAAAAAUGUGGGGGGUCGGACUGUAAGGUGACGCAGGUGUCCAGGGGUGCCCUUUUCUUGCCCGCGUGGGUGAGGCAGAGCGGCCCUGACGAUGACGCAAUGACGUUUGUGACCUGCAGCGGGUGUGGGCAGCAGUGGUACCACAGCGGAUGGGUGUGCCUCUAAAGAAAACAGUAUCAGAUCAAUCAUUCACGAUAAAAAAAUGACAAUAAAUCAAUUUGUCAGCAUCAGCAUCAGCAACAGGAUGAAUAACAAAAAUGUACGUGUUCAUAUUAGUAUAUUUGCUGGUUUUCUAUGAUUAUCAGAAUACCUUUGGGUCGGUUAAACAAAACAAGAUAUGUGAAAACACCAAAUUGCAUUCUGGGAAGCUGUUUUCAAUACUUACUGACAUUUUAGUGGUCAAACAUGUGGAUAGAUAAUUAGAAUUAUCAACAGAUUAAUCAAUAAUUCUAAUACUUGUUAGUUAUGCCAAUCACAAUUUCCCAGAGAACCCUGCAAAAAAUGGACUUUUGAGGAGUUGCAACCAAUGAGUGUUUACUUUAUAACAACUUUAACUGUCAUUGUGUCAUUUUAGCAUUGCAAUAUGGUUUUCCUGUUUUCACCUCAGUUAAAAUGUUUCGUUUUUUUCUGUUAAGAUUGAGAAACUUCUACAACUUUGCAAAACAAGUUGGAGUUUAAAACAUUGUUCUUGAGGCUUUGUGGUUCCUUUGCUUGUCUCUUGAAAAGGUGAAAUAUUUGAACCCUAAUGUGCUGACACAUGUUUUCAAUACCAAAUGCGUAAACACAACAAAAUGAGACAAAAGACAUUUUCCUGCGGCCUCCUAAAUGCUUAAGAUAUUCUCAGAGGAAUGCAGAGUAGAAACAGAGGACAGAGCGUUCUCGCAGGAUGGAGUGCAUACUUGCGGUUGAACAUCACAUUUUUAGGAUGCAUCCUUUAUUUUGCAUGUGCAUUCACCAGUGAAUCCGUACCUAGAAGCGCAUAUGACCUUUCUGCUUCAGGCUGAAAAAGACGAGUCACUGCCUCUUGCAGCUGCAAAUUGAAACCGCAACUUUUUAAAGAAGUAGCUCUCGUCAUCUUCGUCCCGCUAAGUCAUUUCCUGUCUCCUCCAGUGAGUCUGUACUUACCGUAGCCAACUGCUUUUCCUGGAUCCCCUUCCUUAAGUGAAUAUGUUCUGGUCAGAGACACGAUGUAAAGCCACUUCAGUUUGACCUUUGACCCUACUAAUGUAUAAUUAUCUUGAUGCAAGGGAAGAAAGGCUAUUCUUUUGCACUUAUUGUGUGAGUCACGAUUGGUAUGAAUGUUUAAACUCCGUUAUAAAAGGAGAAGAAAACAUUCCCCUAGCUUCUUACAAUAUACCAUUCAUGUGGAGGCAUGUGACCUCAGAAAACGCACGGCAUGUGAGUCAGUAAUCUGCCCUCUGGGUUCGGAUAUCCCAUGGUCCUUCACUCAGUCGACGUGGCACAAUGACUGGUUUACAUCAGGACAUCACAACGCCGGGCCUUUACUGUGAAGGCUGAAGGGUUUCUGAAAACUGUUUAA
Anoplopoma fimbria (sablefish) is the source of this 2453-nucleotide messenger RNA. Its product is annotated as transcription elongation factor A N-terminal and central domain-containing protein. The transcript has 2 exons. Gene Ontology annotation, cellular component: nucleus. NCBI's taxonomy places the organism in Eukaryota, Metazoa, Chordata, Actinopteri, Perciformes, Anoplopomatidae. Gene Ontology annotation, biological process: DNA-templated transcription. The record is from RefSeq and is a predicted model, not a curated record. The coding region runs from base 89 to 1078 and encodes 329 amino acids.